AUGAAUGAUAAAAGACCGGAAGAUAGGCAUGCAUACUCCCAGCUAGGACAGAAUCUUAUUCAGAGGCAUUCAGAUCAACUAUCUACGCAGUUGUCGGUUUUUCAAUCGGCUUUGAUUAAUUUUGGCAGUGAUCAUGGAGACGAAAUUAGACGAAAUCCAGAAUUCCGUAACAAAUUUACCCAGAUGUGCCAACUGAUAGGAGUUGAUCCGCUAGAAUUAUUGAUAUAUUCCAAUUCUAAGAAUUCAAAGUCUCGAAAUGAAGAUUUUUAUAUUGGGUUAUCGGUACGAAUAGUGGAAGUGUGUCAGGAAACGAGGGAUGUUAAUGGAGGGUUGAUAUCAAUGAAAGAAUUGUUAUCACGUCUACAGGAUAAUGACAACUUGGAGAUUCUGAUAAGGGAAAGCGAAAUUCAACAGGCGUUGUCUAUUUUAUUUGCAUUGGGAAAUGGCUAUGAGAUAUUGAAUAUCAAUGGCAAGAAGUGGCUAAAGUUUUCGUCAGCCACAAGCGGUAAUACAAACAUAUCUAACGAUCAGAAGAAGAUCUACGAAGUCUGUGGAUUUAUGGGUGGAUUUGUAACAUAUAGAUUAUUAAUUGACAAUUAUGGAUGGGAUAAAAUACGGUGUAAAACCGUUAUUGAUGAAAUGAUUAUGGACGGUUUCUUGUGGAUUGAUUCACAGGGAGUUGAUGGCGAAUUACAAUACUGGGAACCAUCUUGGAUUUCUAAUUAA
Molecule: messenger RNA, 726 nt
Organism: Debaryomyces hansenii CBS767
Lineage: Eukaryota; Fungi; Ascomycota; Pichiomycetes; Serinales; Debaryomycetaceae
Gene: VPS22
Product: ESCRT-II subunit protein
Exons: 1
Coding region: 1-726 (241 amino acids)
Biological process (GO): protein transport to vacuole involved in ubiquitin-dependent protein catabolic process via the multivesicular body sorting pathway
Cellular component (GO): ESCRT II complex
Source: RefSeq, a predicted model, not a curated record